UCGCCGGAGCCCGCGCCGCACUCGCGCCUGUCCCGCGCCGCACCGCGCCCGCGCCACGAGUGCCCAGUGCAGUUCUUGUGAUCGACAUGCAGUUGCCGGCAACAAGCCGGCCGCACUAGAACAACAGCUUCAGAUAUGCUCCAGUCGUUACUACAGCCAAGGGAUAAUCAACGGUCGAAGAUGAUUGGUGCUAUGCCAGCGGUGGCUGUUCGCCAUGAGAGACGUCGCGCGGAGAAGAGGGGUGGAGGGGGGCGGCGGCCGUCGCAGCUGCCGCUGCAGCUGGGGCGCGCGCCCGACACCGAGGCCACGCCCUCGCCCGACCACCACCGCCUGAGAAACGAGCUCUACGUCUGCGGGAAGUAUGCGCAGGUGGCAGCCCUGCACGCGGUGGUGGGUUCCCUGCUGCUAGGGAUAGUGGUGUUGGUGGUGGGGCUGGUGCAGCUGUCGCCGGGGGCGGAGGCUGCUCAGCAUCGCUAUUAUCUGAUGGGAGCUGGCGCCGCGCUGGUAGGGGCAGGUGUACUUGGAGCUGUUCUACGAUGCAUUUGCCUGCACUGGUACAAUCGGAAAUUCCGCCAGGAAAACGAAGAGGACCCAGAGCCGACGACCCACAAGAACGGAGUGAGCGUGGUGGAGAGCGGCCAUGACCACAAGGGCGGGCACCACGAGCAUAAGGGGCACGACCACAAGGCCGGCCACGAGCAGAAAGGGCACGAGCAGAAGGGACACGAGCAUAAAGUGCACGAGAAGGCAGGACAUGAGCACAAGCCUGCAGACAAGGAGCACAAGCCGAAGCUGAAGGCGCAGGCCAGCGUGGGCCGUGACGUGGACCUCAUCAAGCAGCCGUCAGCCACCAGCGACACCUAAGCUAAGCCCGACCACUAGUUACGUAACUUAAGCGUUAACCGUGUACCGUCGCUCGUGAGAGGCGUGUGUGUCACAUCACCACUCCUAUACACGCUGAUGUCGCGCCAGUGUUGGUUGUUCACUCGAUAUAUCUGUGUCUGUACUGAAGACGCUUGUCUACUUCGCCAUCAAUGAUUACUAUCUGUAUCCAGUUUAUCGGCAGUCAGUUUAAAACUGUGUUCAGAUUUUCAAGCAAGUCAGAACUUUGUGUUUACAUCUCCAAGUAUAAAUAUGAAGUCGUACUUUAAUUUAGUUUUCAUAAAAGUAACUUAAUUAAUUAGUUAAGCGUGUUCUACGCCGCAUGUACUUAACAGUCGCGUUUUCAAAAUAGUCUGUACAGUUGAGUUGGCGGCGCGCUGACGUCAAACAAACCGUUACAAUACAACAACACGAAAGUGUUAUAUCUUUACAAUUACAUUGGAAACUACGCGGUUUAUUUUGCUCUGACAUCAUUUACCACCUAGAGUUAAGUAGAGUACUAAACGUUACUUAAUUACAUGUACCUAGAUCUACGAGUGUAAACGUCUAUAAAGAAUGAAUUUGUAAAGUGUUUCGAAGUCACUCUGUUCGGUGGUCCGCGGCUGUAAUGCGAGGCUCACUGUAUUAUCAAGUUUCAACGCAUUAUUGUACAUUCGCCAACUUUUCCUCAUUAACGUUGUUUAAGUAUUACUUCCAGUCUGUCGUCACGUAUCCCCUAAAUGUAAUUUAUCUUGUACAUAUUUUGUAAUGUGUCUACAUAAUUAUUGUCUUUUGUAUUUAAUAAUAUAUAUACAAUGUUAGUCACAUAUCAUUUAUAUUAGGACCUACCAUUUACUCUCACGUAGCCAUCACCAAAACAUUUAAUUUUGAAAAACGUUUACUUGCUUCAUUUUUUAUGAUUCGUCAAAAUUAUAGAUUGAAACUAUUUAUCAUUUCUAAGUAAUAUAUUUUUGAAAAAUUUACAACCUGAACUCAAAAUUAUCGUAUUACUCUUGUAAAACAUUUAUUUUUAGUGACCCUAUAAACAAAAUUUCUGAAUAAAAGCAAUCGGUUUAAAUUAACAAUUAAACAUUCUAAAGCCUUACCGUCCGAACAAAGAGGAUUUAAUUAAUUGAACAAAUAAAGCUGGGUUUUUAAUAAACAUUUACUUAAAUAGAAUUUAUAACUAUAUACAACACAUGAUGUAUGACCAUGUACUAUUUAUAUAGUUGUCUCUAAUGCAUGCAGGUAGGAUAACGGAGCUUAGAAUCGAAUUGAGACUAGUGAACCUUUGGUAAGAGCCCCUCGCACCUCACUGUAGUCACUCUAGAGCUGCACUGGGGCCCGCCGGGCCUCGCUCACAAUGCUACUUAUGUUCACGUGUACAACAGUGCCAUACCCGUACCCAAGCAAGACAUAACGAUUUUAAAAAUAUCUUCCAGUAAUUUACAAAACUGACUAGCGUUAUACCUUAUCUCCUUCAUUAAUAUAACAUCAUCAAUGGAUAUUUCUCAACUAUUCUUUUACUUCUCUUCUUAAAAUUCUUGUGACACUUGUAGACACGAACUAUGUGUAGACAUCACCUUUAAAGGAUGUCCUUUCUUCAAUUAAGAUCGAUUGUAUCUUAGUAGAUUAACAAUUACAUAACAUUUUAAUCAUUAUAAUGAAUAUUAAAACAAUAUCAAUUCAAUAGCUGUUCGUAUAUUAUACAUUUGAUGUUGUGUAUCGAUGUUCUAUGAUUAACGAGGAUAUAUAAUAGACCAAUGUAUCAUGUAAAUGUAAUAUCAGUAUAGUUAGUGUGGAUUGUGGAAUCAUACUCAUGUCACUUCACCGUAUCUCAUUAGGGACUUAAUAUGUUUGUUUCGAUAAUUUAGAGAAACCUUGAAAUUUUUACCCUAAGAGACUGAAAAGAGUGUUCUAAAAUAAAUUUCAAUGAAAUCAUUGUUCAAUUGGUUCUGUUGAUUUCCCUUCUGCCGUGUAAUAGUUUGGUAACCAUUUACACAACCUGUUUUGCUUUCUUUCAAUUAUCAAGGUUUGAAUUCAUUGCCAUCUUGGGGUCCAAUGUCUGGUCCAGUUAAAACAUGUAUGUAAUUGGAUUGUGAAUGCUAAUUAAUUUUAAAGGAAAGCCAUGUUGAUUAACUCAAUCAUUUUCUCAAAAGUGUUUAGUUGUUAAGUAUUAUUUUAUUUCUAAUGAUACUCGUAUUAUUUAGGAUUGUAGGACAUCGGCCGUCCUAGAUAAGUGACAUUACUGUUGUCGUAAUCCUUUGAAACAUUGUCUCUAAUGAGUAAAAUGAAAUUUCUUUUCGAUAAGUCACGUGAAUCGUACCUUCAGAAGUUACGACUUUAGAAAUGUCACCUGUUUACGGGGUAAUGUGUAAAAUGUUAGCUGUAUGUAUGAAAAACUCGAUUCAUACAUUUUUGUGUCGGCUUUGAGUAUACAGUUCUUACGCUGUUUUUAACCGGUUCGUAUACAUGACUUACAAAUGUCAUGUCAGUUGGUUUCGAGUCUGUAACAUAUAAAAUGUAUGAGCUGACGUCACUUGAGCACAAGUACUGUUUCUCCUGAACAUCGAAAGUACUUUGAAUGUGGUGGAGUAUUGUUACUUAUUAUUUGAUUAGUAGUUAUUAUGAAGACAUUGUGUGUUGUACUGGUAUCAAUGUUUACUGAAUGUUUAUUUAAUUAAGUUGUGGGACCGACUGGCGAACUCUUCUGGGUGAAGGUACCAGGGGACCAGUGGGUAAGGAAGAUAAAUCUUUGACAUGAGCCUCACUAAAGCUAUCUGCUGAAUAAACGAAAUUUGGAUGAUCAUCCUUAAAGAGCCCUUACUCUAUGAUACCCUGGUACGUGGUAUAGUGCACGCCAGUCGUCCUCACAAAAUAUUCCAUAUAAAAUGAUAUUAUUACGUUCGUCAAUGUGUUAGAAUAAGAACAAAUUAGUGUAUUGUAAUAUAACUGGUAAUUAUAGUCUUAAAGAUAUUAUAUUAUUUUAAAUCUACAUUCUUAGCUUUGGCGUCUAAUUUCCGCAUUAGAAAUGUUGCCAAAAAAUAUUUAUUUAUUACACGCUUAUCGUAUUUGAUCGACAAAAUGUUUAUAGUCCUUUAAUAACGUGUAAACCAUCGUCUUUUGAAAAUACACCCAUAUUUGAAAAGAAAUACUGUAUUUCCUUAACAAUACGAUCGACGAAGAAACUCAAGUUGAUAAUCCGAAGCAUUUUGCUCGAUCAAAACAUUCAUUAAUCAUAGCCGAAUUAUAGUUGUUAUAAAAUUUUAUAUAUUUAUAAAUUCCGUUAAGCUAUUAGCCAUUUGGUUAAAUAAAUUGCCGUGCCAAAGUUAACGUGGUCUGACCAUAUGAAUUUAAUAGAAAAAUUGUAACAUUUAUUUUAAUGAUAAGCUUCAUAUUAUUAAUUAUCGGGAAUUGAGAUUUGAAAGGUGAUUUAAAAUACAGAACGUUAUGUUUCUGUUUAUUCUGCAAAUUUAAUGAGACCAGCUUAGUUGAUGAGUUCUGAUCUUCUUAAGAAGCGAUAAUUUGUUAACAGAUUGCAGAAUGACCGUCAACAGAAAAUACGUAAUUAAUUAAUUGUGUUUAGUUCAUUACAAUUAUGUAUCCGUCACGGAUUUAUUUAGAGAAUUAGGUUAUUAUUUUGAUAGUACUUUUAUAUCUUUAUUAAAGUAUUUAUUACGCCAUAGAUAGAGAAUGCUAUGCUAUAUAUAAUGUUCAGUAUGUAGAGGUGUACUCGGACUGGUCGCAGUCCCUCUAGUUUCCUUCGGCGUCCGCGCAUCGUAUGAGACAUUCCGCAAGCUUUGUAUGUUUCUAUUAAUGGCCGUAUUAUAAACAUGUAACAUUGUGACAUAUUGGUUAGUUAGUGUCUAGGGUAUAACAAUAUAUUAUCAUUAACAUACAUAUGUAAUUAAUGUAACCAUAUCCGUUGUUAUGACACGGCAUAUAUCUGUUCUCGACUAGACCCCACUUUAGGGGUUUACUCCUGAAUCCCUACACUUUUAAUCCCCACACCUAAGCUCUAUUCACUGUGAUAAAAUAAUUGUAAGAAUUAAAAUAAAAUAUAAAUUUUAAAAAUCAAUAUAAAACGUUUGUAUAAUUUUUCUAUACUUCCGUCGUUUACGGCAGAUUUUUCGAUUGUCGAAUGAAAAAUUUUAUAAACUUUAAUAAUAUCACAGUGAAUAAAAUAUUUAAUUCUAUGCCUAUUGUCCAAAUACCAUUUAAAUUAAUUUUGUUAAAUUCUAUUUCUGUUUUGAUUUUUGGGGUCAGUUAUGUUCGUAAGAAGGAACAUUUUAAUUAUUAUGGUUUCCCUUAAACUGGCCUCGCGCGAUUAUCCCACGUCUUAAUAAAAAUCUUACACUUUAAUGUUGAUUUUAACGUAUUGACGUGUUUUAUAUUAUCGUAUAUUAUGAUAUAUUUUAAUUUAUCACGACUGUGCUGUUUUAUAUCUCAUAUAUUUUAUACCGAUGUCUCUAAAUAAAAUGUGAAGAU
This is a messenger RNA of Trichoplusia ni (cabbage looper), 5349 nucleotides long. RefSeq lists its product as uncharacterized. The transcript has 5 exons. The record is from RefSeq and is a predicted model, not a curated record. The coding region runs from base 136 to 864 and encodes 242 amino acids. Lineage: Eukaryota; Metazoa; Arthropoda; Insecta; Lepidoptera; Noctuidae.